AAUUUCUGUUCAUCAAGAGAACAAAUUGAAGCUGCAACCAGGUUUCUGUUUGAUUUUCAGAAGCUGCGUUGCACUUCACAUCUGCAGCAAAGAGGGUCAGGAUUGACAAAGGCAACGCCCGCGCCGUUUCCACUUGGCGUCUCUCUUACGUUUAGUUUUUUGAAAGGGGGCGCUGCCCAUUCUCGAGGAAGGCUUCCGCGACGUCGAUACUCGCACAUACGCGUAUAUACAGGUUUGUUGCGAGCAAGUCGAAGUGGCAGUUUUUUUCGAGCGACGCGCGCGUUUUGAAAAAAAUGGACUACUUUUACAAAACAGAGAACACGGAUGGCCUUCGCUUUUCAUGGAACAUAUGGCCAAACACGCAGGAGAUGGCCAAAAAGCUGGACGUGCCGAUUGCGUGUUUGUACACGCCGAUGAACAGGUUUGACGAUGACGAUAUCAGAGUGUACUACGAGCCUCUUAUGUGCAAGGGGCCGUGCAAGACGUUUCUCAACCCCUAUUGCCACGUCGACGCGGACGCCAAGUACUGGAACUGUCCGUUUUGCGGACAGAGAAAUCACUUCCCGCAGAGAUACGCGGGGAUCACGCCGUCCAAUUUGCCUAGAGAGGUGAUGCCGGAGAUGACUAGCAUCGAGUACGUGUUACCCCCGCGCGUUGGACGCCAAGACGAGCGCAGGCCCGGGUCGGUAUUCGCGUUCGUCAUCGACAUAUGUUGCGACCAAGAGGAGUUGCGCGCGCUCAAGAACUCGAUUUUGGAAGUGCUCAAGGUGAUUCCGCCGACGUCUUUUGUGGGCGUGAUCACGUUUGGGAGCAUCGUCCAAGUGUACGACUUGGGCUUUCCUUACUGUUUCAAGAGUCACAUUUUCAGGGGAGAUGAAGACGUGGAUAGUAAAAAGCUCCAACAAGCGCUCAAGACACACUCCAAGACGUCGACGCAGUCUCGUUUUUUCCUGCCGGUUUCCCAGUGCGAGGCCAAUUUCAGGGCCAUCAUCGAGCAGAUUCACCCGGACCCGUGCCCCGUGAAGAACGACAAGAGGCCGCUGCGGUGCACCGGCGUGGCCGUGGCCGUGUCGGUAUCGCUGCUCGAGUGCUUCUUUCAAGAAGUCGGCGGACGUAUCAUGAUGUUCAUGAGCGGCCCGUGCACCGUCGGGCCCGGAAUCAUGGUGUCGGACAGUCUGUCUGAGCCCAUGCGGUCCCACCACGAACUCAACAACGAGACCACCAAGUUUGUGAGGUCUGCCUCGAAAUUCUAUCAGGAGCAGGCCGCGCGCGCGUCCAAGGCCGGACACGCCGUCGACCUCUACUCCUGCUCGUUCGACCAGACCGGGCUGUUGGAAAUGCAGGCGCUUCCCAAAGACACCGGCGGCGUCGUCGUGCUUUCUGACAGCUUCGCGUUUGACACUUUUCAAAAAAGUUUCGCCAAAGUUUUUGACUCCAAAAUCGUACCGAACCAGCCCUUUUCCUAUCCGACCAUGGGGCUCCGCGCCACCCUCGAAAUCGUCACCAGCCACUCGCUCAAAAUACAGGGCGCCAUAGGACACUUCACCUCGCUCAAAAAGAAGUCCUCCAGCGUUUCCUCCUCGGGCGAAAUAGGACUCGGCGGCACCUGUCUGUGGAAAAUCAACUCCCUUGAUCGCAACUGCACCUACGCCUUCUACUUCGACAUCGAGCCCCCCUCCAGACCGCCGCCCCACCACCCGACCCACGGCAUGAUCCAAUUCAUUACCAAGUACCAGGACUCCCUGGGAAACCUCGUCGUCAACGUCACCACCUCCGCGCACCCCUGGAUCCACCCGGGCUCCCCCCUCAAGUCCCUCCUGCAGGGAUUCGACCAGGAGGCCGCCGCCUCCCUCAUGGCCAGGCUCGCCGUCUUCAACCACGAAAAUCACUCCAAAAACCCCACAAGGUGGCUCGACCGACACCUCAUCACUCUCCUCUACCACUUCUCGGACUUUCAUAAGAACGAGCCCUCUUCGCUCCUCAUCCCCCAGGAAAUGUGCAUCUAUCACCAGUUCAUGUUCUACCUGCGACGCGGCGUCCUCAUCCAGUUCUUCAACAACUCCCCAGACGAAACCGUCUUCUACAGGUUCUACCUCCACAGAGAAUCCGUCUCCAACAUCCUCGUCAUGAUCCAGCCCACCCUCGACAGCUACACCCUCGACAACGAGCCCAUCCCCGUCCACCUCUCCGCCGACAGCGUCCUCCCCACCAACGUCCUCCUCCUGGACACCUAUUUCUACAUAGUCAUACACUACGGCUCCACCAUCGCUCAAUGGCGCGACGCGCAAUACCACCUCAACCCGGAGUACUCCAACCUCCUGGAACUCAUACAGCUCCCCAAGGCCGACGCCCUCGACCUCCUCUCCAACCGCAUGCCCGUCCCCAUCUACAUCGAGUGCGACCAGAACUCCAGCCAGUCCAGGUUCCUGAUGGCGUCCGUCGACCCCUCCAUCACGCACAAGACCAGCCGCUUCGGCAACUCUCAGCAGGAACAAGGACAGGUCAUCCUCACCGAAGACGUCAACCUCCAGAUCUUCUUUGACUUCCUCAAAAAACGCGUCGUCUGCCACGAGUAAAAAAAAAAAAAUUUUUUUUUUAAUAAAAAACAAACCGAAUCGCCGUCAGUCGCCCGUUCUAAUCUCCGCCAUG
Molecule: messenger RNA, 2649 nt
Organism: Schistocerca gregaria
Lineage: Eukaryota; Metazoa; Arthropoda; Insecta; Orthoptera; Acrididae
Product: protein transport protein SEC23-like
Exons: 2
Coding region: 294-2576 (760 amino acids)
Biological process (GO): endoplasmic reticulum to Golgi vesicle-mediated transport; COPII-coated vesicle cargo loading; intracellular protein transport
Cellular component (GO): endoplasmic reticulum exit site; COPII vesicle coat
Molecular function (GO): GTPase activator activity; zinc ion binding
Source: RefSeq, a predicted model, not a curated record